Neoarius graeffei (lesser salmon catfish) is the source of this 1101-nucleotide messenger RNA. It is a transcript of the gene kng1, whose product is annotated as kininogen 1. The transcript is spliced from 7 exons. The record is from RefSeq and is a predicted model, not a curated record. Gene Ontology annotation, molecular function: cysteine-type endopeptidase inhibitor activity. Gene Ontology annotation, biological process: negative regulation of blood coagulation; positive regulation of cytosolic calcium ion concentration; negative regulation of endopeptidase activity. Gene Ontology annotation, cellular component: blood microparticle; extracellular region. Bases 1 to 1101 code for a protein of 366 amino acids. NCBI's taxonomy places the organism in Eukaryota, Metazoa, Chordata, Actinopteri, Siluriformes, Ariidae.
AUGCAAGGACACACAAUUUGGGUGAGUUUAGCCUUAACAUGGCUUUUCUGCUCUGCAUCACAUGCGGAUGAGGAAACCAGGCUUCAAUGUGAUGAUCCAAAUGUACAAGAUAUUGUGGCUUCAGUUCUUUUAGCACACAAUAAAGAGUUAACUGAAGGAAACCAUCUGGCUCUGUAUCAAAUCCUUGAGGCUGCAAAGGCCAAGAAUGAAUCAGGGGAAGUUCUCUCACUACAUUUUACUGCAAGGGAAUCUGACUGUGCAGCAGGAGGAGAAAAACCCUGGCAGGAAUGCAACUACCUGCAAGAUUCCUCAAAGCUGCUCAGACAUUGUCGUGCAAAAGUCCUGCUGAAAGAAACAAAUGAGAUCUUUGAACAUCACUGUUCAGUGGAGCCCCCUAUCAUUGCAGAGCCACGUCCUCCGUGCCUGGGCUGCCCUGAGAAUAUAGAUUUGGAUAGUGAGGACAUUAAGGAGCCUCUGAGUUACUCCAUUUCCAAAGCCAACCUACUGAACAAGCACACGCAUCAUUUCAUCCUCAACUCUGUCGCCUGGGCCACAAGACAGGUGGUAGCCGGAUUCAGAUAUCGGAUUCAGUUUGACUUGCAGAAAAGUAACUGCACGAAAGAAGACUUUAAGGACAUUACUGAGGAGUGUCACCCAGACCCCCUAGAACAGACAUUCAUCAACUGCAACUCGACUGUGGAUGUGGCCCCGUGGAGACAUGAGCUUCCUGACCCUAGUGUGAACUGUGAACAUGGACCUUUACAAACAGGCUUUGUAAUACGCAGACGUCCUCCUGGCUGGAGUCCACUGAGGAACAUUCAUAACUUUCAGGUCAAACCUAAAAAAGAGGAAUCAUCUGAAGAAUCUCAGGAGAAAAAACCACUGAGUGUCGUUCCUACAAAAAGCCCAAACCCAAGUACAGAUCCUGUGCCCUCUCAGCCUGAAGCUGUGGUGCUCACACCUAAUAACACUUCCUUUAACUGUCCCAGCAAACCAUGGAAAGUUUUUGUUCUCAAAAUUGCUCCUCCUCCUCCUCCUGCUCCUCGUCCUGAUUCUAAUGACCCGGUGCAGCAUGGCUUCACAGAUAGCAGUCUGACAUAA